Molecule: messenger RNA, 6319 nt
Organism: Pangasianodon hypophthalmus (striped catfish)
Lineage: Eukaryota; Metazoa; Chordata; Actinopteri; Siluriformes; Pangasiidae
Gene: prdm11
Product: PR domain containing 11
Exons: 8
Coding region: 203-3649 (1148 amino acids)
Molecular function (GO): protein binding
Source: RefSeq, a predicted model, not a curated record
AAAAAAAAGAUGGUGGUCAAAGCUGCGAGAAGCAGCUGACUCGUUAGAAAAGAUGUGAGGAGCUAAAAGUUUGGCUCUCGCCUAGACUAGUUUGAUUAGGUGGUGACCAGGCGAGGUGCGUGUCGUCGCGGCUGAUGCAGAGGAGGGCGAGUGAGGAGCUCCGGACGGACUGCGUCUCGUGCACAAGUUGUAAGAUGUUUGCAUGAAAAUAGGCCAGGGUUUGGCCCUCCAUCCUGCAUUGACCAUGGCGGACUCUGUCGCCUUUCACACUGAGCCAUGUAUGGAAACUGAGCCACAAUGCAGCACGGGUGCCAUCAAUGAUGCUUCUUCUGAGGAGCCCAAAGAGAAAAAAGUCAACCAUGAGCGUUGUGUGAAUGUGGGACAACGAAACGUUGACUGCUGGUUCUGUGAAGAAUGUAAAGAGUAUUUCCUAGAGGAAUGUCUAGUCCACGGUCCCCCCGUGUUUGUGCCUGAUACGCCCACUGCGCUUGGAGUGCCUGAUCGUGCAGCUCUCACUGUGCCUUCGGGGAUUCAGAUCGUUAGGGAAGGUCAGGACGUGGAAGUGUGCUGCAUGGAUGAGAAUAUCCCCAAGGGAGCUCUGUUUGGCCCCUACCAAGGCCAGCUGAUAGGAGCCCAUGACAAACCGUCAGGAACAUACUCCUGGAUGAUUGUUGAUGAGGACAACACCUACAAAACUAUCGAUGGCUGUGAUGUAACUAAAGCAAACUGGAUGAGAUACAUCCGGAUGGCUUCAGAGGAGGGUCAGAGAAACUUGAGUGCGUUCCAGCAUGGCGAGCAUAUUUACUUUCGAGUGUGUCGCAGACUGGCGGUUGGGGAGAGGCUUCGUGUGUGGUACAGCGAUGAGUACACAAAACGUCUACAGAGUAUGUCCCAGGACAGGACCAACCGCAAGCCGGACACAGGGUUAAAUUCAGAAGACACCACCCAACACCAAGAAGAAGCUAAAGGCCCACUUCUACGCUCGGCUUUACAUGGAAGGAGAACCCUCAUAAAGCAUGGGAGUGACGAGGCAGAUAGCCAACCUCAAGUGAAGAAGAAAAAAAUCGAUCUCAUAUUCAAAGAUGUUGUAGAGGCAUCUCUGGAAGCAAACCAAUGUCAGGACAAUCCACUAAACAGCACUCUAUCAUUACCAAGACCAAGAGUGCAGGUCAGCAAUGUCUUCAGCCAAUCCGGUACAUUUUCACCAAAUGUAGUGGAGACAAUCAUGGGCCAGACUGAGAGAAAAGUGCCUCUUGUGCCUGUAAAGCAGCUAGAGAGUAGUCUUGAAAGAUAUGUCAAAGUAGAAGAUGCGCAGGAGCCCACGAUGAUUAGUGAAGGCCCAUCUACAUCUUUUUGCCCAAACUGUGUUAGACUGAAGAGACGUAUACGUGAACUGGAAGCAGAGCUUCUUCAUUUCAAACAACAAGAGCAGACCGAGACAUUGGGCUUGCCCCCAUCCGAAUCCUUGCCAAGCGAUGACCUGAGAGUGGUAGAGGCUAUGACACCCAUUCCAGCUGGUAUGGAGGAGGAUGACCAGGAUGUUGACUCUGCAGAUGAAUCCAUAACUGCUGACAUGAUUGUAGCCACUGAUGACUCUUCAAAACUGUCUGUUAGCCCAGGUCGGCGAAUCCGACGCUUUAAACAAGAGUGGCUAAAGAAAUUCUGGUUCUUGCGUUAUUCUCCGACGUUGAAUGAGAUGUGGUGCCACGUGUGCCGGCAGUACACCGUACAGUCAUCAAGGACUUCUGCUUUCAUUAUUGGGUCCAAGCAGUUCAAAAUCCACACCAUCAAGCUUCAUAGCCAGAGCAAUCUCCACAAGAAAUGUCUGCAGUUGUAUAAGCUACGCAUGCACCCUGAGAAGACAGAAGAGAUGUGUCGGAACAUGAUGACACUGUUCAAUGCUGCUUACCAUCUUGCGGUUGAAGGACGGCCAUAUUCAGACAUACGGCCCUUAGCAGAGCUGUUAAAAAAGUGUGAACUUAAGGUAGUUGAUCAGUACAUGAACGAGAGUGACUGCCAGAUUCUUAUUCACCACAUUUCCCGAGCAUUUAAAGAGGACUUGGUAGAGAAGAUCCGUCUCUCACCUUUCCUUGGUGUGAUCAUGGAUGGGCAGAAUGAUGAUUUGCUAGCAGACACUGUUGCGGUUUACGUGCAGUUCAUCACCACAGAGGGCCCGCCUGCUACUGAAUUUGUCUCUUUACAGAGACUGAGUGGUAGCAGUGUAGAUGGAUACCUUCAAGCUAUUGACCGUGCCUUUGCUGUCCUAGGUCUACGGCUACAGGACAUGCUCGUGGUUGGCUUGGGAAUAGAUGGUUCCAACAUCUCUUCUAGCCUUCGGGCAAACCUCUAUGUAGCCAUACGGAAGACUUUUCCAUUUGUGUUGUGCCUGCCCGUAAUGAUUCAUCGUCCCCAUCUGGAGAUACUGGAUUCCAUCUGUGGGAAGGAGCUCUCAUGUUUAGAUGACUUGGAGAACAACUUGAAGCAUUUGUUGAGCUUUUAUCGAUACUCCCCUCGUAUGAUGACUGAACUGAGGUCAACAGCACCUACUCUGUCUGAGGAAACAGAGUUUCUUGGGGAUAUACGAGCAGUUCGCUGGAUCAUAGGUGAGCCUAAUGUCCUAAAUGCUCUCAUCAAGGACUAUCUCGAAGUAGUGACCCAUCUUAAAAGCAUCAGCACUCAGAUCCAGAGGGCAGAUGCGGCCGCCAUUGCUCUUUCUCUUCUUCAGUUCCUUAUGGAUUACCAGUCUGUGAAGCUUAUCUAUUUCCUUUUGGAUAUCAUUGCUAUACUGUCACGCCUUGCCUUCAACUUUCAGGGAGAUUAUCUACUAGUUUCUCAAGUAGAUGCCAAGAUUGCGGAAGCCAUUCAUGAGAUUGGUCAGCUAGUCGAUUCUCCAGGAGAGUACCUGCAAGAGUUUGAGGACAACUUUCGCGAAAGCUUCAAUGGAGUGGACCUCAAGAACCUGCGGGUGGCCGAAUCGAAGUUCCAGUCCAUCCGGGAGAAAAUCUGCCAAAAGACCCAGGGAAUUCUGACCCAGCGCAUUGAUCAGCACAGCCAUACUGUUGUGCAGGCUUGCAAGGUGCUUGACCUGUCCUCAUGGCCACGCAAUAGGGAUGACCUCCAAACCUAUGGAGAGGAAGAGAUCCUCCUCAUCUUUGACCAUCUGGAGACAAUUCCCUUGUCAGCUCGUGAGCUGUCACAUGACAGAAUGGAUUUACGCGGAAACCUGAUAAGAGAAUGGAGGGAUCUCAAAGCCGACUACUUUAGCAUGAAUGGCUUUAAGGAAGUAAUAAGUCAUAUCUGCAAAUAUAAGCAGCGCUUUCCUUUGCUCAACCAAAUCCAGCAGUUGUUGAGGGUCUUGCCAACAUCGACUGUCUGCUGUGACAAAGGACGAGAGUCUUUACACAAAGUAAGAAGGAAUAACCACUCCAGACUGACUCUGGAACAGAUGAAUGACCUGCUCACGUUGGCUGUUAAUGGGCCACCUAUUGUCAACUUUGAUGGCAAGAGGCCACUAGACAGCUGGUUUGAAGAGAAGUCGGGGAAUAGUUACGCACUUUCUGCAGAAGUGUUGAGCAGACUGUCCAACACUGAACAAAAACCUGUGCUGCACUCCAUGGAUGUGAAUUCAGAGUUUUAUCCUGGUAUUUGAUUAGAACCUGCGUUUCAGCCAAUAUUAUUCCGAAAAGCCAUCUCAGUGGGCGUGAACUGACCGGGGUCUGUUAUGUGAUUGGCCAAUAUGAAUGACAUUGGCUCUGCUGCUACAAUGGCCUGGUCAGCAAUCCUUAUUCAUACAAUUCAUUUAUUAAAAAAAUAAAAUAAAAAAUAGUAUGAAUGCCUUUGCAGGGCUUUGGCACUUACACACUUAAACCUAUUCUGGAAUGUGUAAUUAUUUUAUGUGAUUUGAUGUUCCAAAGAAAAAGAAAGCACUUAUUGUUAGGUUGAAUGAAAUGAAUAGCUGAAAUAUAUAAGAAAUGGAUAUUCCAUUUUGUGGACUCUUUUUUGGUUGUUAUUUUCACUUAUUAACUUCAGCGUGUCCAAUAUUUGCUUGAAUAUGCACAGUUAUGCCUGAGUUGCUUGUGUUCCUGAGAACCUGUUUUUUCUACUAUAAACUAUAUGGUUUCACUUUCUUCACUGUAUGAGAAUUAUGUAAGCUUUUAAUUAUGCCAUGUUUAAAUGCUGUUAAUCAUCCAUUUAAGUAGAAAGAGAUUUUGUGACCUUUCUUGCUCAAAGGUAAUAGCAUUAUUUUGAAUAAAAGUAAUUUUCUUGCUUUUUUUUUUUGCUUCAGAGAACCCUUACAAAGACUUACGGGCCAUAAUGCAUUGCAAAAUUGUAGCCCUGCAUGAUGCAGUUUAUUGCCAAUCGUCAAGCGGUUUGGAAUGCAAUAUGCAAGAUGCUCAUGCCUUAUACUCAUGUUUUAUUCUGAAUUUACUGUUCCUGUCAUGUUCUCUUUCUUCUUCUGUUUUAGACUAUAUACCUUCUGUCAGUGAGAUAGCAUCUGGGACAUUUCAACAUCCAAACAAACAGAUCACUUACAGACUAUUAAUAGUGCAAGAACAAAGAUUCUGAAAACAUGGUAUUGUGCUUGAGUACCUUGACACUGUUAUGUGUUGACCUAUAUCAUUUUAAAAUGUGCUUUUUUUUUAUUUACCACUAAAUAUUAUUGUUAACAUGUGCAAUGUAUUAAUCACACAUUUAUUGUCAGUUUCUGAAUACUGAAGAGUUAGGACACUUUUAUGCUCUAGUGAGGAAUACUAUGGAUUUAGAUCUUUAAAUCUGAUUUAUUUAGUGUUUAUAUAAACAAAAAGAAAUGAACAGAAUUUGCGAUGCUGCUUUAAAAAAAAGUCUUAACCAUUAUUGCCAAAGUUUCUACUGAAAUAAUGAGUACACGUGUAGAAUCUUAUCAUUUUUGCAAUCACUUUUAAUUGUGUUCUCUGAUAUAUCGCAUUUUAAAGGGCACAUAAAUGGAGAAUAUGGCCUUAUGCAGUAUAUGUUGUUGAAAUUUGUCUAGUGACAAAUUUGAUACAGUAAUAUUGCAUGUUAUCUGCACAGCUAGAUUUUUUUUUUUUACACAAAAAUUUGUAUGCAAGUAUUGAUAACCUUCGGUUGUUAUUUUGUAAUAUUGACAUUUUUCAGACCUAUAAAACCUGGCAUGUAUUGUUAUUAUUGAUAGCUUCAGAAAGGUUUUUCACACUUUAUUUUUUCCUCUCACAAUUUGAUUAUUAUUUAUGCAGAUCACAUACUGUGUGUAAAAAGCUUUACUGCAAAAGUAAUUUGCAUCAUUUAUUUUUUUUUCCAGAAAUAAAUAUUCAGUAUGUUUUAUGAUAAACCUUUAUACUUCCAACAAUGCAUAUUAGCUACAUACGUUUUUCUUCAUGUUAAUGAUUUAUUUUUGUUAAUUAUAAACAUUUCAUGUCAUAGCAUUCCUUGAUUUUAGUUCUAGUUAAGGUCCAAUUUAAUGGUGUAAUGGUUUUCUACAGAAUAAUACUGCAGUGUAAUUUUUGUUGUUGUUGUUUUCAUUUGUUUUUGUUGUUUAUUCAUGAAUGUACAGACUGUUACCUCAGAUGUGCCGUGAAAUGGAUAAUUUUGGUACCUAGCUGUAUUAGUCAACCAAAUGUAAUGUUGUGGUGUUUUAAUUUGUUUUAAUUUGUUCAGUGUGGGGUUUUUUUUUCUUCAUGAUGGUCUGGUACAGCCAUCAAUGCACACGUCUUCCUUGUUUGGAGAACGAUUGGGAUUUUUGGAUGGGAAUUUACCUUUUCUUUUCUUUUUUUUCACUUUCUUUCUUUUCCUUUUGGCACAAAGACACACAGUUGCUUGUACCUUAAUUACUAGAAUGUUUGUUGAAAUUAUUCAUUUCUCCCAUUCUUUAAAGAUCAUAAAAGAAGUCUAGAAAACAUUCAUAUGAUUUACAUAUUUUAAGGUAUUCACGAUAUUUUGUAUUGAUACCAUACCCUAUAUUGCUGAUACCUUGUUUGGUUAAACAAAAAGGAACAAAACCUUUCUGAUUUUAGGUUCAUAUUCAGAUGUUUCAGUAUGAAUGAUGCAUUUUGGUGUUCUUUUUUUUUUUUUUUUUUAUGAAGUCAAGCAAGUUGUAUCAUCAAAUAUAAACAUUUACAUAGCACUAUACAUCACAGACUUGGGAUUUUGCAUGAAUACAUUGUAACACUGGAAAUACAUAAUUAUAAAGUAUAUGUGAACUUAAGGAGUGAGUUGCAUAUAUGUGUGAGAUUAUAUACGAUAUAUGUCCACUCAAAAUGCAAGCUUAAUAAUAUAUAAUUCCACAUAUAAUGGUUUAAUAAAGUCGUUUUGUAUUUUAGAUGUA